CCGGGCAAGAUGGCGGCUGUACUGCCGAGGUGUAGCAGCCGCUCGGCAUGAAGUCAUUUUUUAAUACAUUGAUUUAAAUCAAACGGAAAUAUUUGAACACCGGACUACAGGGAGCGUGUACUACUUCCCACUCCAUUCAUCGACAUUAAUUUUCCUCUGUUGUGUUAAGGAUUAUUUUUCUGACAAAAUGAUAAUUGUAGUAGCUCGCUAAACUAGCUAACGUUAGCAAACACCGGAGAAAGUGUAUAAUGGGAGAAAAGCUAGAACUCAAGCUGAAAUCGCCAGUUGGAGCCGAAGCUGCUGGCUACCCGUGGCCAUUACCAGUAUACGAUAAACACCAUGAUGCUGCUCAUGAGAUCAUUGAGACCAUUCGGUGGGUGUGUGAGGAGAUCCCAGACCUUAAGCUGGCGAUGGAAAACUAUGUCCUCAUCGACUACGACACCAAGAGCUUCGAGAGUAUGCAGAGACUUUGUGACAAAUACAACAGAGCCAUCGACAGCAUCCACCAGCUGUGGAAAGGCACCACCCCGCCCCUGAAGCUGAACAAGCGGCCGUCCAACGGGCUGCUCAGGCAUAUCCUGCAACAGGUGUACAACCACUCGGUCACGGACCCAGAGAAGCUCAACAACUAUGAGCCCUUCUCCCCCGAGGUGUACGGCGAAACCUCCUUCGACCUGGUGGCCCAGAUUAUCAACGAGAUGGAGAUGAUGGAGGACGACACCUUCGUAGACCUCGGCAGCGGAGUGGGACAAGUGGUGCUGCAGGUUGCCGCAGCAACAAACUGUAAACACUACUUUGGUGUGGAGAAGGCAGACAUUCCAGCCACUUAUGCGGAGUCCAUGGACAAAGAAUUUAAGAGGUGGAUGAAGUGGUAUGGGAAGAAACACGGGGAGUACUCGCUGGAGAGGGGUGAUUUCCUGUCUGAAGUGUGGAAGGAGAGGAUAGCCAACACAAGUAGUGUUAUUUUUGUGAACAACUUUGCCUUUGGUCCAGAGGUUGAUCACCAGCUGAAGGAGCGGUUUGCUAACAUGAAGGAAGGUGGAAAAAUUGUAUCAUCAAAACCUUUUGCACCUCUAAAUUUUAGAAUCAACAGUCGAAACUUGAGUGACAUUGGCACAAUAAUGAGAGUCGUCGAGUUGUCUCCGUUGAGGGGUUCAGUGUCCUGGACGGGGAAGCCAGUUUCCUACUACCUGCAUACGAUAGACCGCACCAUACUUGAAAACUAUUUUCAUAGUCUCAAAAAUCCUAAACUCAGGGAGGAGCAAGAAGCAGCUAGGCGUCGACAAGAAAAGAAUAGUAAAGACAGUAAAAGCACCACCACCACCCCAACCAAGGAUUCCUGCGGAGAGGUUGAGCGACCGGGGCUGUUGGCAGUUGUGAAGGCGCAACCCAAACCGCGGCGCGCCAAACUCCUCAACAAGGGCCGCAAGCUGAGUGCUCGGAAGCGCGGGCGUCCCAAGAAGGCUGCCGUGGCUGCAGCUGAGCGAAAGAGCAAGAAGAGCCAGAGUGCCCUGGAUCUGCUGCACGCCAAGACCCUCUCUGCAGCACCCCCUCAGGAUGCCUACAGGUCACCUCAAAGUCCCUUCUACCAGCUACCUCCCAAAGUUCAGCACUAUGCGUCUGGCCAACUGCUGCUGGGCCCCAGUCCUCCUGGCCUACAACAGCUUCUAGACAAUAUUAAAGUCCAGUACCUCCAGUUCAUGGCCUACAUGAAGACACCUCAGUACCGCAACAACCUGCAGCAAGUCCUGGAGCAGGAGAAGCUCAAACAUAGAGAGCUUUCUGGGCAGGCGGAGCAGCUGCAGACUGUGUGUCAGACCCACAAAGAGAAGAUCAAAGGGCUCUUCCACACCAAACUGGAUGAGCUGGGAGUGAAGGCCCUCACCAUGGAGGACCUGCUGGAGGCCCAGAAGGAGAUCUCGGCCCACAACCGUCAGCUGAAGGAGCAGACCAAGCAGCUGGAGGGAGACAUGGCCGAGCUGAGGGAUCACAGCCUGCUCCUGUUGAAGUCUCGGUGUGAGGAGCUAAAGCUGGACUGGAGCUCUCUGUGUCUUGAGAGCCUGCUGAAGGAGAAGCAGGCCCUGCGUAGACAGAUCUCAGAGAAACAGCGCCACUGCCUCGAGCUGCAGAUCAGCAUCGUGGAACUGGAGAAGAGUCAGAGGCAACAGGAGCUGCUCCAGCUCAAGUCCUACAGUCCCUGUGAGGGCUCCCCCUACCGUAAGGGCCUCCCCGGCCUGGAGGCCCUCCCUCGCCCUCCCCUGGACCACCACACCCCCAAACUCAGCCUGGCCGUCGCCGGCCUCAACGGUCUCAGCCCCGAGCUGUCCAUCAACGGCAUCGCCUCGCCCUGCUUCCACAGGUUUGGUGGGGGGACCAAGGGAGAGCUCCUCUCCCGCUACCUGCCCAUCUCGCCCGACCACGAGAUCGUGCCCCCCACACCGGACGCCCGGCACAGGCAGCUGGGUCACCCCCUCCCCGACUACACCCGCUACUCCCCGGCCAAGAUCGCCCUGCGCAGACACCUGAACCAGGACUCUAGUAUGGCACAUUUCAGAGGGCUGGGCUUCACUGGUCUCAGGGAUAUGGGUGCCGUCAUCACUCCAUUAGGCGCUAAACUGAGCUGCCUGUCUCCCAACUCAUCAGACAGUCCGCAGAACAACACACCCAGGAGUGCUGAGAGGGUGGGUAAGGAGAAGAGUCCAGCGGGGGGCCAGGGUGACACUAUCACCAGCCUGCCCAUCAGUAUCCCCCUCAGCACGGUGCACCCCAGCAAGCUCCCUGUUAGCAUCCCCCUGGCCAGUGUGGUGCUGCCCAGCCGAGCUGAGAGACUGAGGAGCACACCGAGUCCUGUGUCCCAGACGGGCCAGACCAACGGGUACUCCUCUAGCGCAGGGCUGAUGAACGGAGGCUCUCACUCUGAGGACCAGGACAGUGCUGCCCCCUCCCCUCCCCCUCAUGGUGCCCCAACACAAGGCCACAGCCCCCCUCUCAGCACCGGGGGGGUCCUCCAGUACGCUGACGGCCCCCCCAGAAUCCUCCCUGAGGACUGGGCCGAGAGGCAGGGUGAGUCUGACUCUGAGCCCCAGGACAGCGAGUCAAGACGCCGCAUGUUCUUCUCUUCCUCCUCUUCCUCGUCUUCCUCCUCCUCAGGGGGCGCAGCCACUCGCCUCCACCUCGGCGUGGCCAGGCAGGGCAAGCAUCACCACGGCAACCACGGGAGUCACGGCAACCACACCAUCAAUAACCACCACCACUCGCCGGGCUCCCAGCACACACACUCCCACGGCCAUGGAUCUCAGGAGGGGCGCAAGCGUGGGAGGAGAAAGCGCAGCUCCACGGGGGCUCAACCUGCCAGCGGCUCCCCAAAGAGGAGGUCCUUUCCUGGGCUCAGCUCUACCUGCCAGCCCUCAGGAUCCCCACUCAACAUCAACUCCAUGGUGAACAACAUUAACCAGCCUCUGGAGAUUGCUGCCAUCUCUUCCCCGGAGCAGUCUGGCCGUAGCCCUUGUGUUCCAGACAUGGACCAGCCCCCCGUACUGAAGAGAGAACGCCCUCUGGAGAUGAACGGCUCAGGACACUACUGCUCCGCACCCAGCUCCGACGACGACUCUGGCUACCCUGCUGACAGCUCCAGCUCAAGAAUUGAAAGGAAGAUUGCCACUAUUUCCUUGGAGAGUAGAGAUGGAGCAGGCAGACCAGGGAACAGCGAGCGGGGAAGGAAAUCUGGGGGCAGCAGCGGGAACAGCACCGGCAGUGAAGUCUCCUCUUCAUCAUCUUCCUCAUCGUCCAACAGCAAGUGGAAGUCUACCUUCUCCCCCAUCUCAGACACCAAGCAGCCCCCAGCUGAGCUGAGGCAGGGGGGCUCCCCCUUCGGCAUGGGGAGAGAGCCAACGGGCCUGGGCACCGACUCAGACUCUGAUCACAAACCGCAGCAGAGGAGGGGGGGCGAGGGGGGUGGGGAUGAGUCCUCAGGGUCUCAGUACAUUCCCCCUAACCCCUUCCUCAGCCAGGAGGCUGGUGGCCGGCCAGGGGCAGGGCCCCAGGGAGGAAGCAGCUCUGAGAGGCAGGCUAUGCCCAAACAGAAGCCCAGGGGGGAGUGGGAGCUGAAGACAUCCAGCAGCUUAGGCAACAGCCAGAACCUCUUCAUCUCUGCGGCUGCCAGCGGGGGUAUCAUGAGCGGGAAGGUGGGGGGAUGCCCAGUAGCUGUGUCCUCAGCCUCAGGGGCCUCUGUGGGACAGUAUGUGGGGGCCCAAUUCCCCCUCGGGGGGGCCUCUGUCCUUCAGUCCCUGUUCGGGGCCCAGACGCCCGGCACCUCGGUAAGCGGGGCCUCUCGCCUGGUCAACGGACACUCUUCCCUGGGGAGCUUCUCCAGUGCUGGGUUGGCAGGCGGAGCAGCUGGAGGUAACUGAAGAAUAUCUACCUCAACCCAAUGUAACCUAUGCAAAUGGCCAGGUGUGGACCAAGGUACUCUACUCUUUCACUGGUGCUCCUCAGCCUGUUAUAUUGCCACUGUACUGGGACUCAAAACACACAGUGCUGAGAACACAUACACACUCACGUUGACACACACACUCACAGCAGAGUUGAGCAGUCACGGGGGUGUUUGUAUCGUGGGUUGAGGCUGACCGUCAUCCAUGGGUUGUGUUCAUCCCAUCAUGAAUUAAUUGGUAUGCUGCCUGCUCUGAACAUUAACGUUAUAGAGACACAGGACAUGCACUGUUUCCAUGGCAGUAAGUUGUACAGGUACAUCACUGUCACCAUGUAACCUGGUGCUACUAAGUAUUAAAUAUAGAUAAUUAUAUGGAGUUUUAAGACUCAAUUCAGACAUUUGCAGACUGAAGAAAGCACAGUUAGCAGUGUAGUUGUAUAGGUUGUAUUACUAAAGGCAGACUGUGUAUAUGGUGGGAGACUCCUGUGGUACCAUCAUCCCAGUAUCAUAUUUGUUCUGUCAUUAUCUGACCACCAGGGUGCUAUCUUAGACCUCAUCCCCCACACACACACAGGCUGCGUUUACACAGGCAGACCAAUUCUGACUUUUGACCUAUCCGAUCAGCUCUGAAAAAGAUCUGAUGUGAUUGGUCAAAAGACCAAAUAGUGUAAAAAAAAUAUCAUAAUUGGUCUACCUGUGUAAACGCAUAUAUGUAUGUAUGUAUGUAUGUACAUAAACUCAGCAAAAAAAGAAACGUCCUCUCACUGUCAAC
Messenger RNA from Coregonus clupeaformis (lake whitefish), 5201 nucleotides. Its product is annotated as histone-lysine N-methyltransferase, H3 lysine-79 specific-like. The transcript is spliced from 28 exons. Gene Ontology annotation, biological process: DNA damage checkpoint signaling; regulation of transcription regulatory region DNA binding; DNA repair. The record is from RefSeq and is a predicted model, not a curated record. NCBI's taxonomy places the organism in Eukaryota, Metazoa, Chordata, Actinopteri, Salmoniformes, Salmonidae. Gene Ontology annotation, cellular component: nucleus. Bases 249 to 4409 code for a protein of 1386 amino acids. Gene Ontology annotation, molecular function: histone H3K79 methyltransferase activity.